ACUAGACGCACAGUUGUAUUAAUUGUCUUUUUGGCGUAUAUGUGCACUAAAGCCGACGAAUUGGGCUGUACGUUUUGUAUGUUUUCAGAUGAAUAUAUAAUAAAAAUUUAUACUUUAAAUAAUAAAAAAGUGUAUACAUUUUAAAUUUCUAAAAAAAUAUACGGAACAUAUAACAUUAUUUUAAUAACAAAAAGUGUAUGAAAAGAAAUAAAAAUUGACAGUGCUCCCUUCCCGCUUGUACAUAGUUCGCCUUAUUAUGCAGUGCAGUUUUUCGUCGCUUACACAUAUGCGUUCAAUAAAAGAUAUUAUUACUUUUAAAUUAUAUAAAUAAGUUUUAUUGAGAAAACUCUAAAGUAAUAGAAAUAUUUACUUAUGAAAAAUUUGGUAACACGUUUGCUGUGUGAAACGAGGUGUUUGAUUUUUUCGAUUAUUUAUAUUCCUCGCUUAUUAUAGUAUGUAUUAAUCGUCAGGUCCCACUGUGAGUGCUGUACAUUUCGUUUAUUACAUUACUGUGGCGUAUUGCCAUUUACUUUAAAAACUAAUUUUGGUGUUUCAACCAAAUUGUUACACUAAGUUAAUGUUUAACUAUUUAUCUACGGAGGUAUAUCUUAAAACAUUCAAUGGAAGAUAUUACAAGCUUAGACUCGUUUCCAACGGAUAUUACUGAUUCAUUGGCAAGACCAGAAUCUGAACUACCGGAAACGUCAGCAACACUAGAUGUCCCAGCAGAUAAUCCAACAGAUACACCAACAGCUGCACCAUUAGAUGCUCCAAUAGAUGCAGAUAUCCCAAUAGAUACAGAUGCCCCGAUAGAUACAGAUGCUCCAAUAGAUACAGAAGCCCCAAUAGAUACAGAUGCUCCGAUAGAUACAGAUGCCAGAAAAGGUGAUAGUUCAAAGGAAGUAACUGUACCGACAACCAGUGAUGAAGUUGAAAAAAAUUCUGAUGAUAAGUGCGAAGUAAAUGAUAAUUCUAGAGCCACACCAGUUGAUCAACAAGGUGAUGAAAGCUACCAAGAGAAAUUACUCUACGAAGAUAGUAUAGAGGAAGACAAACUAGAACCAAAGGAAGAACUUGAAGCUGAAUUCAGUCUUGUGGAAAAAAGUAACAUCGAAAAUGUUGACAACAGUGAUAAUGUUGAUAAUGACAAAAGUGUUGAAGAAAAUGCGGAUGUAGAGCAGUCGGCAGAUUUUGAGGAAGUUGAUGCAAGUGUAUUAGCAAGUGGUACAUCCGCAGCUGAUGAAUCAGAUAUGUUAGGUGAAUCAGAUAUGACACUUCCUACAAACAUAACAAACGAUGACGAAGUUGCAGUUAAACCAUCAGAUUUGGCAAUGGAAAUUGAUAAUAACGAUGAAGAAGAGCAUGAGGAGGUAGCUGAUGUUGAAAUGCGUUCAGUGAGUAAUUCGCCUGUAGUCGAUAAACAAACAACUGAAAACUCUACAGAGGCAGAGGAAGAAGAAUUGCGUUCAAAUAUAUUAGAUGUGAAUGAAACAGUAGAUGAAGAGAAUCCUGUUGAGUUAGAUGCUGAUGACAGCUAUGGUAAAGAUGUUGUUGAUGAUAGUACAGUCACAGAAACCGAAGAAAAUGAAAAAAAUAAUGAAACAAUUGAAAGCAUUGAGGAUAUAGGAACGUUAGAAUUGACGGAUGAGCCAACCACAAGUGGAGUUGUUGAUUCGAUAACUGAAGCUGAUAACGUGGAUAACGAAGAUGUCACCGCUGCAACAGAUAACACAGAAAAGAGUGUUGCAGAUACUAUUGAAACGGAAGACACAGAAACUGCAGAAGAAGAAGAAGCAGAACAUGAAGAUGAACCAGUCGAAAAUGUACAAGAACCAGAAGAAUCUGAUGUCUGCCUUAUACCGGAUGAUACGGAAACACAAGUGACGGAUGCUGAGAAAGAACAAGCUAUACUCGCUAGAGAAAAUGCAGAAAAAGAAGAUGAAGCUGCUAUAGCUGAAAUGGAGAAAGAAAAGGAAGCUGAGCUAGAAAAGGUUACAGAGGAAGUGGCAGAUGCUGAAGAACCGGUUGAGGAAAACGCGAAUGAAGGUAACACUCAACAAGAAUGGAAUAAUUUAAAAACUCAGUCAUCACCGAUGGGGUAUAUAAAUGUUGAAGAUUUAACAAGUUCUACUACAUAA
Molecule: messenger RNA, 2138 nt
Organism: Teleopsis dalmanni
Lineage: Eukaryota; Metazoa; Arthropoda; Insecta; Diptera; Diopsidae
Product: acidic repeat-containing protein-like
Exons: 4
Coding region: 621-2138 (505 amino acids)
Source: RefSeq, a predicted model, not a curated record